GAGCUUCGGUGAGUCGUUUACCAGAAACCACUCAGUGGAUUUACUAGGAAGCUAAGCUGUGUGCUAACAUGGCGUUUACAGACAGACAAACGAACACGAAGAACACAAAUAUUCGCCAUUAAACGGUGUCGUUUCUAUGUCUAUUUGAAGUCAACGGUGUUUUUAAGGCUCUGCUGACGUAAACAAAGCGUCACUGAGUGUGGCGUGAACAUUGUGGAAAUGGACGUGGGCUGUCAGAUCCUGGGGAAGCUGCAGAGAAGGAAGAAAUCACAGCUGAUGUCGUCUGUGAUCCUGCCUGGGCUGGAGGUGCACUUUUACCUGGCAGAUACGCAGCAGAUCAUCUACCUGAAAGGAUGUCACUCGGCUGAACAGCUGUGCACCGAAGCCGCCAAGAAGAUGGGUCUGUCUCCGUUAUGCAGCAGUCUGUUUUCUCUGUAUGAUGAAAAGAGCAGGAUUUGGUUUCCUCCGAAUCACGUGUUCCACGUAGACGAGACGACCAGGCUCAGGCUGCACUAUCGCAUGAGGUUUUAUUUCACUAACUGGCAUGGGGCGAAUAAAGACACUCCAGCUGUGGCGCGUCACAGCCUCAAAAACGUAGGAAACCAGGGGACGGCGCUCCUGGACUCGCCCUCACUUACCUACCUGUAUGCACAGAGUCAGUGUGAUUUUCAGAGCAGCUCGCUCACACUCCGCAGCUGUCAGAACGAGGAAGAAGUUCAGCACAUCGAGAACGAGUGUUUGGGAAUGGCCGUGAUGGCGAUUACCCAUGAUGCCAUGGGCAGAAACCUGCCUGCGCGGGAACUGUCUAAGAAAUUCAAGUUUAAGAACUAUAUCCCGGUGAGUCUGAAGCAAUCGAUCUCUCAGAGGAACCUGCUGACACGCCUGCGCAUCUCCAACGUCUUUAAGUCGUUCCUGGAAUCGUUCAACGACAACAUGGUGCUGAACAACAGCAUCAACAUACAGGACCUGAAGGUCAAGUACAUUUCCACGCUCGAGACUCUGACCGUCCACUUUGGCUGCGAGGUGUACGAGCCCUUGUCCUUCAGCAUCUACGAGAACGACCAGGUUCUCUCAGGACAUGUGGGCGGGGACGGCGCUCGGUGCAGAAUUCUCGUCUCCGGAACCGGAGGCAUUAAGUGGCAGAUCGUGUCUCCUGAGACCUGCCUGAACCAUAAGAGGACGAAGUCAAAGAAGAACAAAAAACAUCAGGAUCAGCAGAGCACCAUCAGGAAAGAUGAUCACUGGACCACGUUCUCGGAUUUCCACGAGAUUACACAUAUAGUCACCAAGGAGGCGGCGGUUACAGUUUACCAACAAGACAAUAGGAGGAUGGAAGUGCACUUCACUGGUCGUCCCAAGGCCCUGGCCUUCGCCAGCCUGAUAGACGGUUACUUCAGGCUGACUGUAGACGCACAUCACUACCUGUGCACUGAGGUCGCUCCAGACUACGUAGAAACCAACCUACGUGAGGGAUGUCACGGUCCUAUCAGCACAGAGUACGCUGUUCAUAAGCUGAAACAGGAAGGCUAUGAGGAGGGCAUGUACAUCCUGCGCUGGAGCUGUGCACAUUACGACCACAUCCUGCUCACUGUCAUCUGCAACGAGAGAGAUGUCUCCGGUGAGAUCAUCAAGACCUUCAAGAACUUUCAGAUCGAGAGGACGGAUGGAGGAUUUCGUCUGUGUGGGACGGACGUGGAGAAGCCGACCCUGAGGGAGCUGACUGACCGGCUGUGUGGUCACUGUCUGAGUACGGACAACAUCACCCUGAAACUGGGACGAGGUUGUCCUCCUCAGCCUCGAGAGCUGUCUAAUCUCCUGGUGUUGACCAGACCAGACUCCACAACUCCACCCUCACUGAGCAGCCAGCUGGUGUUCCAACGAAUUAACAAAGAGGACAUCGUACAGGACAAGCAUCUGGGGAAAGGAACUCAUACGAACAUUUAUUCAGGCACGCUGACUCUAAAGGGCGAUGAGGACAAUCUGAUCAGCUUCAGCACUGAGGACAUUCCUGUGGUCCUGAAGGUGAUCGGAGCAGGACAUAAGGACGUUUCAGUCUUUUUGGAAACCGUAAGUCAGAUGCGUCACAUCUCACACAAAAACAUGACACGUCUGUACGGCAUCUGCAUGCACAGCAUGGACAUCAUCAUGGUGGAGGAGUUUGUGCAGCACGGGCCUCUGGAUCUGUUCAUGCGUGCUCAUCACGCCAAUCUCACGCCGUCCUGGAAGUUUCAGGUCGCCGAGCAGCUCGCUAGCAUCCUCAGCUAUCUGGAGGACAAGAAGCUCGUCCAUGGCUACGUGUGCACAAAGAACAUCCUGCUAGCAAAAGACGGUCUGAAUGGACAACAAGCUCCGUUCAUAAAGCUCAGCAACCCAGGAGUCUCUAUCACUACGCUCAACCGAGAAGAGUGUAUCGAUAGGAUCCCGUGGAUCGCCCCAGAGUGUGUGAAGAACCUUAAAGCACAGAACGUGGCUGCAGAUAAGUGGGGCUUUGGGACGACGCUGUGGGAGAUCUGCUACAAUGGAGAAGUGCCACUCAGGGACAAGAAACGUGCUGAGAAGGAAUGGUUCUAUGAAGCCAAGGGCACGCUGGUGAUUCCUGACUGCAGCGAACUGGCCGAGCUCAUCACCCAGUGCAUGAACUACGACCCCAGGAAGCGACCGUUCUUCAGAGCCAUAGUGCGAGAACUGGACCACAUCAAGGAGCAGAACCCAGCGAUGGUCCCAGGCAAUGCUCCUGUGCAGGAGAUCGACCCCACGCUGUUCGAGAGCAGGUUCCUCAGGACCAUCCGGGACCUGGGAGAGGGUCACUUCGGGAAGGUGGAGCUGUGUCUGUACGACCCACACGGAGACCACAGCGGGCAGAUGGUCGCCGUCAAGUCACUGAAGUCAGAGAGCGAAGGACCUGAGACCAGCAACCUGAGGAGAGAAAUCAACACCAUGAGAGAGCUUUACCACAGCAACAUCGUCAAAUACAAAGGCAUCUGUACUGAAGAGGGUGGGAGAACCAUUAAGCUGAUCAUGGAGUAUCUCCCUGCUGGGAGUCUGAAGGACUAUUUGCCCCGACACAAAGCUCAGACAAGUCAACAGCGCCUGCUGCUCUACGCCAUCCAGAUCUGUCAGGGAAUGGAGUAUCUGGGCUCUCAGAACUACAUCCACAGAGACCUGGCGGCUCGUAACGUGCUGGUGGAGAGCGAGACGCUGGUGAAGAUCGGAGACUUUGGCCUGACCAAGAGCAUCAAAGACAACGAGGAGUACUACACGGUCAGGGAGGAGCAGGACAGCCCGGUGUACUGGUACGCUCCUGAGUGUCUGAUACACAGGAAGUUCUACAAAGCUUCAGACGUCUGGUCUUUCGGAGUCACGCUGUACGAGCUCAUGACCUACUGCGACCGCAAGCUGAGUCCUCCUGAGAUGUUCCUGAACACGAUCGGUCGAUCUCACGGUCAGAUGACGAUGGCGCGACUGGUGAAAUCUCUGGAAAAUGGCUGGAGGCUUUCCUGUCCUCCACAGUGCCCAGAUAUGGUGUACACACAGAUGCGGAGGUGCUGGGCUCACGCUCCGGAGGACCGAGUGGACUUUAAAGGCCUGAUCGAGGUGUUCGAGCGUCUCUUGUCCAGCGACGAGCUCGGUUUACUGCACAGCGGCUAAAGCGCUAACUAUUCUUAUAUGUCGCCUCCAGUUUUUUUUUUUUUUUUCCCUUCACUCGUUUUAAUAGAUCUUAAGACUUCUGAGCACUUAUAGAGUCAGAAUCAUGGACUGUUUGAAGAAAAAUUCUCCCUGAUGAACUUUUACAUUAGAUGUUUAAUUUGUUCGGACGGAACGAUCCGUCGUACCUUUAAGGCGGUUUCUCUACAGCACGUCACGACAGAAUCAGACCCGGUUGCUGAGGUUUUAUGUAAACAACAUGGUGUGUUAAGUCAUAACUGUGCACAAAGACAAGUUCCUGAACACAGUCCGGUUUAUCGGUUCCUUUCUGAACAGAUUUCUGUCUGAACACAUUACUGGAUACGUAUUAAUGACGCCGUCAGACACAUCCAGGAAGAAAGUGCUGAUGUUUCUCUGUGUGAGUGACGUCAGGGUCGAACACGUAAUACACGAGCGCUGACGUUAAACGUAUUAUAUUUGUGAACGUUUGUGACGUUAUUAACACACCAUAUAGCUGUAGUUCACUUACAAGGCGUCGAGCUUCAUUGCCUCUGUUUCCAUUUUGCCUUUAAAUCUAUUUGUUAUGUUUUAGAUCUAUUCUAAAGCUCUAUCAUUUUUAUCCUCUGCACAGAAUCGGCUCAGCAGGUAAAAGCCAGCGAUCUGGACAAUGAUUAUAAUUAUAAUAAUAAUAAUAAAUAGUCAAACAUGGGCUUUCGGUUUGGUGCUUUGUUUUUGACGUCUUUGUCAAAUUCAUUCGAACAUUAUUAAAAUUCUCUUUUUAUUUCA
Tachysurus vachellii is the source of this 4431-nucleotide messenger RNA. Its product is annotated as tyrosine-protein kinase JAK1-like. The record is from RefSeq and is a predicted model, not a curated record. The transcript has 24 exons. Gene Ontology annotation, molecular function: non-membrane spanning protein tyrosine kinase activity; cytokine receptor binding; ATP binding. Gene Ontology annotation, cellular component: cytosol; membrane; cytoskeleton. Gene Ontology annotation, biological process: intracellular signal transduction; tyrosine phosphorylation of STAT protein; cytokine-mediated signaling pathway. Lineage: Eukaryota; Metazoa; Chordata; Actinopteri; Siluriformes; Bagridae. Bases 220 to 3648 code for a protein of 1142 amino acids.